This is a messenger RNA of Eutrema salsugineum, 654 nucleotides long. Its product is annotated as cysteine-rich and transmembrane domain-containing protein WIH1. The transcript has 3 exons. The record is from RefSeq and is a predicted model, not a curated record. The coding region runs from base 149 to 367 and encodes 72 amino acids. NCBI's taxonomy places the organism in Eukaryota, Viridiplantae, Streptophyta, Magnoliopsida, Brassicales, Brassicaceae. Gene Ontology annotation, cellular component: plasma membrane.
AUCUCUUCUUCCUAUAUAUAUUACAUACACACGCAUUUGUAAAGAUAUCCAAAGAUUUAAACCAUUCUUGAUCCAUUAAAAAAACAUCAAUACACAUACACAUAACAUCUUGCCUUAGAUCAAAUUUCGUUACACUAAUCGUUCUAAGAUGAGCCAGUACAACAAUCACAACCAAUCUGCAGGAGCUAACCCUCCACCACCGAUUUCAACCGGCGGACCGCAACCACCGAUCGGUUACCCGACGAGCGACCCGAGUCACGGUUCAGUGGCUCCUGUUAAAGCCGAGACCAAGUCUAAGGGUGACGGCUUCUUCAAAGGCUGUCUUGCGGCCAUGUGUUGCUGUUGUGCCCUGGACAUCUGCUUCUAAGGAGUUACAAUAACAUUGGAAUGGUUUUAUUUACGACGACUUGUGUGAAUGUGAUGUGAAUUAUUCUCUUCAGCCUUAUUGUAUAAAAUAUUAUAUUAUUGGUUUGUGAAAUCCUUGUAAGACUUGUUGGGUUUUUAUUCGAAGGCUUAUGGGUUAUUUUUUUCCGAACCAUAUUAGUUUUAUAUUUUAUCUUUGAAUCUCUUGUAUUUUAAAUUCAUUUAUCUUGCCCUCAGUUUUGUAUCUUCAAUCAAAGGGAUAAUAUAUAAAAUUAGACAAUUUGGUUGCUU